GCUAUAAAUAGGUCACUUCCGGGCACCUGUAGAAAGCGCCAGUGUGCCAAACGUAAAUAAGAAUGGACAUCCUGGUCAAGCCGGGCAGUCAUGUCCAGUGGGACUGGUACAAGAGUCACGAGGGACGAGAGGUCAUUAUGUCUAUUAUGCACAGGAAUCUUCAUCAACGAAAAGUCUUCGGGCUGCUGGAAAGACCCAGUUUUCCCCCACAUUUGGCUCCGGAGGAGUACAGGUUUAAGAUAUUCGUGUGUGGAAAGAGUGGCGUUGGUAAAACAAGCACCAUUUCUAAGCUGUCAGGGAAUGAAGUGCCUUCCAUACACAGCGAAACACCAGGUAUCCAGACUACAGAAGUAUACUGGCCAGUGAAGAUCUUACAUGAGGACAAAGUGGUCAUGUUUCAGCUCCAGUUCUGGGACGCAGGAGAAAAUGCCCUCAAGAAGUUUGACCAUGUUUUACCAGCCUGCAAGGACCAAGCAGAUGCUGUGAUGUUUGUCUUCAGUUUUGUGGACAAGUCUGGAUUUGAGGAUCUUCCGCAGCAGAUGUCAAGGGUUAUAGAGCCCCAAGACAACAUUUGUAGAUUUAUAAUGGGAACAAAAUAUGACCUCCACGCACACAGCGAGAUAACGCAGAGGGACAUACGAGACUUUGAACAACAAUGGAGGACGCCAGUGCUCCGCAUUAAAAACAUCACAGACUAUAGGCAGACUGAGCUCAGGGGCGACCUUAACGAGGUAGCACCAAUACUUAACACGAUAUGUGAACACUUGUGGCACAGGGAACAAAUACUACAAGGCCGAUACAGUAUACCUGUAGAAGUUUGAGGGAGGUUUUCAGUGUGCGUGAAAGGACUGAGCCUCAGAAACAUUCGUUUUUUAGUUCUCUUUAUACUGUUCAAGAAUUUGUUUGUUUGUUUUUUUUAAGGUCAGUUCUUAUUCUCAGCAUUUACUACUGGUGGAUUUUUAGUCUACGAGAUAAGCAACACAUUUAGAUGAUAUAA
Lingula anatina is the source of this 997-nucleotide messenger RNA. RefSeq names its product ciliogenesis and planar polarity effector 2. The record is from RefSeq and is a predicted model, not a curated record. Lineage: Eukaryota; Metazoa; Brachiopoda; Lingulata; Lingulida; Lingulidae. Gene Ontology annotation, molecular function: GTP binding; GTPase activity.